AUGAGACACAAAGCUCUCUUCUCCCUUCUGUGGGCCAUUAUCUCGGCUGCCCUCACCUCGGCAGCUCCUUCCCACUUUGGUCUCAAUAGUGACAACACCAUCGCUCUUGGGCAAAGAACCACCUUGACCUCAUCGAAACUGGACGCUCGCCAAGUCGCAAACGACUUCAACUGCGUGACAUGGACCGACAGCCACGGAGAUCUGAAAUGCAACGAAUUCUCCAUCAUCCUCGGGCACCCCAACCUCGCCCAAAUCAUCACCAAGAACUACCUCUACAUCUACAUGCUCAACGUGACCAACGACUUACUCUACACGUCUGUCGUCAACGCCACCAACAUCCUGGAAAUCAAGUCCGCGCUGAACUGCUACGGCGAUCAAUGGAAGUCCUUUUACUCGGUGCUUCCCUGGACGAUCGACAUGCAUGGCGGGAACGCGUGCAAUGAGAACGCGUAUAAUGGCCCGUAUGAUAACACGUGGAUCAACUACGCGGGACAGCACUUGAAUGUGCCGGACGAUGGAAGGUGUCGGUGGAUGAACAGGGUGGGGUUUAGGUGUGUUGUUGGUAGGUAG
Messenger RNA from Neurospora hispaniola, 570 nucleotides. RefSeq lists its product as uncharacterized. NCBI's taxonomy places the organism in Eukaryota, Fungi, Ascomycota, Sordariomycetes, Sordariales, Sordariaceae. The transcript has 2 exons. The record is from RefSeq and is a predicted model, not a curated record. The coding region runs from base 1 to 570 and encodes 189 amino acids.